Leptosia nina is the source of this 276-nucleotide messenger RNA. Lineage: Eukaryota; Metazoa; Arthropoda; Insecta; Lepidoptera; Pieridae. The record is from the annotation of a GenBank genome assembly.
AUGUGGCGAACAGCGCCACUGGUGAUGCGGCUGCUCGCUGUAUCACUGGUGGCGCUCGCGCUUGCCGAUCCCGGCCCGGGUGACACUGCCCUGGUGUCUCGGAGGCCCGAGAGGCCCACUGUCCGCGCCACGGUGCCUCCUCGCCGCCAGGGACGCAAGAAACGCCGCACCACAACAACCACAACCACUAUAGAACCGGAAGAAGAAGACGAAGAACAUACCACGCCGCCCACGACGACUACUAUUGAUCCGAGACUUUUUGAUCACAGUAAGUAA